Messenger RNA from Aspergillus uvarum CBS 121591, 1182 nucleotides. Its product is annotated as NmrA/HSCARG family protein. The record is from RefSeq and is a predicted model, not a curated record. The coding region runs from base 101 to 1105 and encodes 334 amino acids. NCBI's taxonomy places the organism in Eukaryota, Fungi, Ascomycota, Eurotiomycetes, Eurotiales, Aspergillaceae. The transcript is spliced from 5 exons.
CUGAUACAACGAGCAUAUAAGAACUUCACAAUCGAGACCGCAGUGGUGUCUGGUCGUUUCAUAGCACCCGCGAUUCAUCCCGACCUAUUUCCACAGCAAAAUGACUAUCUCGCCCAAAGUGAUCGUGGUCUACGGGGCGACCGGCAAGCAAGGCCGCGCGGUCGCCGACUCGCUCCUCAAGAGCCAGCAGAAAUUCAUCGUCCGCGCUCUCACUCGCGAUCCCGAGUCAAAGAGUGCCAAAGAGCUGGCCCAGCUGGGCGCUCAAGUGGUGAAGGCCGACGGAUGGAAGGAUGAGGAUAUGACCGCCGCCUUGACUGGCGCAUGGGGAUUCUGGCUCAACACCCAUCACCAUGACCCGGCUGUGAUCAGUCCCGGAGGUCCUACGGAUGAAGAUCUCGGCCGUCGCUUGGUCGAGAUCGCAGCCAAGGCGGGCGUUAAGGUCUUCAUCUACAGCACAUGCGAAUCGCCUGCAGAGUUCUCCAAUGGCAAAGUGCCGGUUCACGGCAUGGACGCCAAGCACCGCGUUGAAUUAUACGCCCGGCAAUUCAACGAGUUUGAUUCGGUGAUCGGAGCCUUCCCCGGCUGGUACUUUGAGAAUUACAUCACACCGGAGUACGCCGCAGCGUUUGGUGGAUUCCCCAUCACUCCGGACGCGGACGGGAUCUACACCUUCACCAGUCCCGUCUUGGGGGGCGAGAACACCGUGCAGACAGUCUCAGUCGCCGACGAUUUCGGGGAGAUGGUGCAUGGGAUGUUCCUAGAUCCCUUGCGAUGGAAGAAUCAGACCAUCCAGUUGCUCAGUGACAGCUUUUCCUAUGAAGAUAUGGUCAAGGUCUUUACAGACGUGACGGGCAAACCGGCGCGGUACGUGCCCAUGGCCUCGUACAAGGACUUCCAAACCCACGGCAGUACUGUCCUGCAGGAGCUGCAGGAUGUGUAUCGGUGGACGCAGUGGAGCGGGGGCCUCUUCUUCGGUCGCUCGGAUGACUUCAAGACGUGCCAGUUCUUGAAGGAUGAGGCCCGGCGGGACAAGGGCUUGGGCCCUCAGCCGGUCAUCAAAUUGCGCGAAUACUUCGUCAAGCACUACGGAAACCAGAGGCAGUGAGUGAUUUUGGACAGAGCAAGAUUCAUGUAGAGCAUUAGCCAAGUCAAAGAAACCUCCGCAUGACCAUGCAAUUCUCU